AUGUAUGCUAUAGAAGGACUGGAAGUCAUCAUGACUCUACGAUCAUUACAAGACGAGCGUCCAGACAUUACUAUGACAUCUUUCGAUGAAGGAGAUAGUGAAAUUACUGAUGUUGAUAUUGAUCCAGCAUUGUUCAAUGUUCAGUCACAAUCGCAACAAGAAAUAUCAAUACCGGAUAGCCCUGUGCCAAUUAAACGAGGAGUUAAUUUGAUGGAUUUGCUUUCUGGAAAUAAGAAGAAGAAGACAAGAUUAGAGAAUAGAGAUCAAUCUAAUGAGAAUGUCGAGGAGGUUAAUCCAAACAAUGAAGAUCUGUUACAAGAAAUUGAGGUUAUCAACCUGACAAGCACAAGUAUCUCUCCUGAUCUGGAUAGCGAUAUCCUUAGUGAGCCCGUGGAUGAAGAAGUGAAAAAUACAACAUUUGAAUUAGAAUCGAAGAUAUACGCCAAUGCUACGAAACGCACCACUGCUAAGGAUUUGUUUUCAAGUUUUAACCAGCAACCUAAACACAAACCGACAAUUCCUACCCUUGAUCCAGAACCAAUAGAAAUUGACGAUAGACCAACCACAUCUGAGAUUGAAGCUAAGAUAACUUCAACCAAGAAGAAGCUUUCCGCUAGGGAUAUUUUAAACCUACAUAAAGACAAAAAACCAAAUAUCCAACCAUCUAAUCAAGAAAAUCAAAGCAAACAUUCGAAUGAGGUUAUUGAAGCAAAGAUGUUUACAAAUGCCAAACGAACAACGGCCAAAGAUUUGUUCAAGCUGUUCAAACCACCGCCUCCACCCAAGUUGGAAAUCACACUCAAUAUAAAACCCGAUAAGCUACGUGGAAUAAAAGUGCGACACAAGAGUGUUAUUGAAGUAAUGAGUGAUGAGGACGAAAUAAGCAAUAAUGAAACCACCACGAGAAAGAGAACAACGGCUAAAGAGCUACUAGGAGGACUUGUGUCGGUCAACAAAUCACAAAAGAAGCCUUCACUUUUCAUAACCUUGAAAAUUAAUCCAAUUGAAUUGUCCAAGAUAAAGGACUAUGAUAAUCCGUUAAAAACGAAAGGUAAUCUUACUGUAGGAGCUUCAUUCUCGAAGACUGGGAAAUGUUCAUCCAGUGUAUUUGCAAGUAUGAUGCAAGCUUCAAAGCAAUCACUGAAGCUUACUGCUUUGCAAGGUUUGAAUGAGUUACCUUUACCGGAUUUAACCAGGGAUCAAUUCCAUGUAUUUGUUGAAGAUGAGGUUCCGGAAUGCAUAGAGUUCCCAUUCUCUCGUAGGGAAAGAAACCGGGGAGAUUUGAAAGUUUCAGGAAUGGAAAGAUUUAAACUUGAUGAAGAGAAAUUACAUAGCGAACAUUUGAUCCAUACCAGUUUCGAAAUAAAAACGAAUAUAUCGAGGCGCGAAUAUGCCUUAGAAAGACUACCUGAAUUACUCGAUGCACCUGCUUUGGCAGGUCUUUAUGAUCGAUUCCUUAAAGACGAUGACAUUCCAACUAAACACAAUAUCCUCUGGGUCGAUCAUUUCAAACCAUUGAAAAUGGAGGAAUUAUUAAUGCACCCCAAGAAUAUCCGUGAUAUCCAACUCUGGAUCACCAAUUCAUUCAAUAAACUCAAAUCCCAAUCGGGAGACCGGUUGAAAAACAUGAAGAAAAUGAUCAAAAAACGGAAACAACAACAGGAUUCUUUUAUAGUAUAUGAUGAUUUUGAAGAUGGUACAACUGAAGAAGAAAUAUUUCUGCCGUUUUUGAUCCUACAAGGUUCUCAAGGUUCUGCAAAGUCGUCUUCGAUCUAUACGGCGAUGAGACAAAUGAAUGGAUAUGUACAUGAAAUAAACAGUGGAAUGGCUAGAGGUAGGAAAGAUAUUUAUAACAGUCUUAAAGAAUUAUGUACUACCCAACUCGUUCAUAAUAAUGAUACUAAUGAAUUUCAAAAGGGGAUAGUUUUAUUAGAAGAUGUCAAUGUUUUGUUUGAACAAGAUAAGACAUUUUGGCAAGUUGUGCAAGAUAUUGUCAAUAUUUCUAAAAGACCGAUUGUAUUGACUUGUGAGGAGCUAUGGAAUAUACCCAAGAGUUUGAUUCAGUUGGCGGAAGAGGAUGAUUCGAUUAUUUUUAUUGAUGAUUAUCCUGUGCCGAAAGAGUGCAUUGUUCAGUAUUUGUGGUUGUGCUGUUUAUGCCAAGGGUAUGAUGUGGAUUGGAAAUUGCUUGAAACUAUGGUGGAUGAAAAUCGCGGACAUGAUGGUUCGGGUGGUUAUGAUUUACGGAAAUGUUUAAUGGCUUGUGAGAUUUUGUGCAAAGUUGAACAUUGCGAAGAUGGAAUAGUUGUGAUCAAUGAACUGACAGAAAUACAGGAAGCAAAGAAGAAGAACAUUGAUAGUCUUGAGGCAUUAGCCAAUGUUUUAGAAGUCCAAUCAGCGGUUGAUGUCAUCAAUACUGGUUCGAUAUCGCAGAUUGGCCAUGAAAUUCAACCAAAUGAAUUGGCGGAUAUAUAUUACAUUGAUGAUACAAGUAGGUUAAAACAGAAAACAUUACCAUUUGAAUUAAAUAUUGGAGACCAACUAGAAACCCAUAUACGAAAUUCCUACAAUAAUAUCAAAACCUAUAUUCCCGCUCCUAAAUAUUCUCGAAAUGAUUUACGUUAUGAAUGUAAUACAUUUAUAGGUUCUCGAUCAAAGAAAGUGCCAAGAUACAUAAUAGACUUCAAUGAGAAUCGGAGAACAUUGAGAUCUUCGAGUGAACCAUACGAACUGGAUGCAUGGACUCCUGAACCUACUGGUAUUCCGGAUACUUCAUUCUUGAAUCAUAUUCCACAUACAGCAUUUAUACUUGAUUUAUUGCCAAUUGCAAGAUAUUGGGAAAGAUAUCAAAAGAGUAUAAAUAAGUUCGAGAAAGAGGCAAUUGAAAAUGGUAGAGAAAGUGUUAAGAAAUUCUUGAAUUAUCGGGAUUUUCAAUAUGCCAAAUCCAAUUUGCGUAGCACAAUGAUAGGAAAAAAGAACGAUAUAUAG
Molecule: messenger RNA, 2985 nt
Organism: Hemisphaericaspora subhashii
Lineage: Eukaryota; Fungi; Ascomycota; Pichiomycetes; Serinales; Debaryomycetaceae
Exons: 1
Coding region: 1-2985 (994 amino acids)
Cellular component (GO): nucleus
Molecular function (GO): DNA binding
Source: RefSeq, a predicted model, not a curated record